Molecule: messenger RNA, 583 nt
Organism: Solanum lycopersicum (tomato)
Lineage: Eukaryota; Viridiplantae; Streptophyta; Magnoliopsida; Solanales; Solanaceae
Source: RefSeq, a predicted model, not a curated record
GGCCAACAAACAGAUAAGAUAGGGAUAAUAUUAAUAUAACAGAGAGGAGAAAGAAAAGAAAUGGAAAAGCAAAGAGAUAGUAAUAAGGGAUGUAUAGAUGAGAGAAAACUAGAAGGAUUGCCAGUGGAUACAAGUCCAUAUACACAGUAUAAGGAUUUGGAGGAUUACAAGCAACAGGGUUAUGGAACACAAGGCCAUCAACAGCCCAAUCCUGGGCGUGGUGCUGCCAGUUCCACCGACGCCCCAACCCUCGCAGGUGGUGGAUCUGCUGAAGCUCAGCUUUCUGCUACUGACAACAUCAAUCGCCAGGGUGUUCCUUAAUUAAUUUCGUUAAUUUUUAGUCGCAUUUACAACAGUUAUUCCUUUUUUUUACUUGGGUAAAAUACGUAUAUGUAGAAUAAUAACAAUAAGAACGUUCUGAAUUAGUGAUUCUAGAUCUUAGAUUCGUCCCUGUUUGGUGUUGUUUGUAUGUUCCUUCCGUCGGCUUGUAACUUAAUAAAUAUAUUUUUCUAAAAAUAAGUACUACUCAAUUAGCAAGCAAUGCUGUAAUUAGAUGAUCGAAUAAACUUCAAGUUAUUUCCCA